AUGGCUAGACCUAGGCAGGCCCCACAGCUUCUACUGGCCAUUCUGGUGGCCCUGGUGGCCUUCACCUACCAAGUAAAGAAGACCUUCAUGAGUGUCCAAGAAGUGCCUGCAUCAGGAGCCUACGUGGUAACCACCUUGGAGUACGUGACCAGUGAGUUCAACCAGGAAAGUGAUGACAAGUACAACUUCCGGAUUGUGCGUGUCCUGAAGGUCAAGAAGCUGGUUACCGACCACCUGGAGUACCACGUGAACUUCGAGAUGCGGCGGACCACCUGUCAAAGGCUGGAGGCCAACAACUGCAGCUUUCAGGAAGGGGUGCUUUACAAGCAAAUUGAGUGCUUUUACUCAGUGUUUGUUGUUCCCUGGUUUGAAAAGUACAAAAUUCUGCACAAAAAUUGCACCAAUGGCUAG
Eptesicus fuscus (big brown bat) is the source of this 411-nucleotide messenger RNA. RefSeq names its product cystatin 11 (gene CST11). Gene Ontology annotation, cellular component: sperm flagellum; nucleus; cytoplasm. The record is from RefSeq and is a predicted model, not a curated record. Gene Ontology annotation, molecular function: cysteine-type endopeptidase inhibitor activity. Gene Ontology annotation, biological process: defense response to Gram-negative bacterium. Lineage: Eukaryota; Metazoa; Chordata; Mammalia; Chiroptera; Vespertilionidae. The transcript is spliced from 3 exons. The coding region runs from base 1 to 411 and encodes 136 amino acids.